AUGGCUAUGGCCCUCGUUCCCACGGGUCUUACGACCGACAUUGAAUCUGUCUCGCUCUCCAAGUUCGUACCACGCAUCGAAGGCCUUUCACAAACAUGCCAAGUAGCAUACAACACAUCGAUACAGGGUUGUACCCGCGCCGACUUCCCCAAAAACAGAGAUGACAGUAUCAACAAUUGCAGCAACGACUGCGUCCAAGGGCUCAUCAAGAUAGUACAACUCGUCGACCAGCAGUGCUCAACGGUCGUAGUACCUGCGGAUUCAAUCAUUGGUGUCGCUCUGUCUGGCAACCUUCUACCCAAGCUCUGCGGCAAUAUAGUAGUCGUAACAUCGGGACAGCAGACCUCAACACAAGGAUCCUUACAGACCUCGAGCACAUCGGCAGAAGCAUCGACCACCCAACAAGCACAAUCCUCGAGCGCACAGGCGACCAACAGCGCACAAAGCACCCAAUCUGACACAGCGGCAAGCUCCGCUGCCAGCUCGUCGAAUCAGUCGACACAACCCAGGCCUUCGAGCACACAACAAGGCAUCGCCAUCGAUACCGGCACUCCGCCCCCAGCACCGAGCGAGACGGCCAUUGGCCAAAAGUCAAAUCCGGACUCGGGUGGCGGCUCACCAUUCGACGUUACGUUCUCGGGUUCAUCAUCUUCAUCGCGCGUCCGGUUAAGCGGAUUCACAAUGACGACGAUGUUUGGUGUCUUUGCCUGUCUUGUACUUUUUCCGUGA
This is a messenger RNA of Didymosphaeria variabile, 729 nucleotides long. RefSeq lists its product as uncharacterized. NCBI's taxonomy places the organism in Eukaryota, Fungi, Ascomycota, Dothideomycetes, Pleosporales, Didymosphaeriaceae. The record is from RefSeq and is a predicted model, not a curated record. The transcript has a single exon. Bases 1 to 729 code for a protein of 242 amino acids.